This is a messenger RNA of Monodelphis domestica (gray short-tailed opossum), 3095 nucleotides long. RefSeq names its product nudix hydrolase 15 (gene NUDT15). Gene Ontology annotation, molecular function: 8-oxo-7,8-dihydrodeoxyguanosine triphosphate pyrophosphatase activity. Lineage: Eukaryota; Metazoa; Chordata; Mammalia; Didelphimorphia; Didelphidae. Gene Ontology annotation, biological process: dGTP catabolic process. The record is from RefSeq and is a predicted model, not a curated record. Gene Ontology annotation, cellular component: cytosol.
GGACUUGAAGUUGGGAGAAUCCUGGGUUGUCUUGAUGAUUGUUCAAGCGUCUAGUAGUUGUGUGACCUGAGACAAGUAACAAUGUCUUCAAGACUGUGUCCUCAAAGCACUUUUGGUACUUACUGUCCACUGCAAAAGUUGAAGGUGGUAUUGGGGGUAAAGCAUCAUGCAAACGUCUGGUUAAUUUUAGUACUAGUGACACAAGGACCAAAGGAAAAGCCUUGAAGUCGGCUUCCCUUAUACGUACUCUGGACCGGACGUGUAGAGGUCCAAGGUCUCAGGUCCCACCCGGACAAACGUGCGAGAUUGGCUAGAACUGGCAAACGUCACUUCCGUCAGCAAGGAGGAAGUGCAAUCUUCAAGGGGGCCGCAAGCAUGAAUACAAACAAUGACAAAGAUACGGGCCGGCUGCGGCGACGACCGGGUGUCGGCGUCGGGGUCGUGAUCACGAGCUCCAAACACCCUCAAUGUGUUCUUCUGGGGAAGAGGAAAGGGUCCGUUGGUGCCGGCACUUUCCAGCUUCCCGGGGGUCACUUGGAGUUUGGUGAAAGCUGGGAAGAAUGUGCUGAGAGGGAAACCUUGGAAGAAGCUGCUCUUCACCUGAAAAAUAUUCGCUUUGCUUCUGUGGUCAAUUCUGUCAGUGAAGAGGAUGAUUACCAUUAUGUCACUAUAUUGAUGAAAGGAGAGGUAGACACGACUUACGAUUCAGAGCCAAAGAACAUAGAACCUGAAAAAAAUGAAAGUUGGGAUUGGGUUCCAUGGGAAGAUUUCCCUCCACUAGACCAGCUUUUCUGGGCUUUGCGCUGUUUAAGAGAACAAGGUUACAAUCCUUUUAAAGAAGAAUUGAGUCAUCUAAUGGGCUAUAAAGGAAAUCAUCAGUAGAUCAUCUGCACAUCAAUCAGUUCUUUUUAAUAAGUAAAGUCAAAGAGUAUUUAAAAAAAACCUCCCAUGUUUUAGAAAACAAUGAAGCUUUGAAUAAAAGAUCAGUAAUUAACUUAUUCUGGUAGCAAAGUAAGUAAGGGAGGCAACAUGGAAGUAGACAGAGAGUUGGCCUCAGAACGUGGAAGACUUGGAUUCAACCAUUUUCAGGGUAGUGGCUGUUUGCUACCUUAGAAUGUACACCUUACAUUAGGAAUAGAGACUGGAACUGCAUGGUCUGUCACUAGGACCUCUCCCAAGAAAACUUACCCCCUCCCCGCAGCAGGGCAGGUUAGCACCUCCUCUAGUGUAGUUUCUGAAAGUUGCCUAGAACUUACCAGUGGGUCACACUUCUGAGAAGUGUUUGUUAGAUAUUGCACUUGAACCCAAGUCUGUAAAAGGAGUCUAUGGUCCUGUGAUCAGAUUCAUGGAAAGCUGUUCCUCCCACUGAACACAGGAAAAUGAUGUCUCAGGAAAUUGACUCUACAGUUUUAAAAUAUCACCAAGGCAGGAUUUUGUGGCUGUGAGGAAAGCAGUUCCUGCACGAGAACAGGACCUGAGCCACAGACAAAAGGGACCUUGUUUCUGAGAUGAUUAGAAUUUGAACCUUAAACUAGGGACGAACUAGCAAAAAACCAAUGAUCUACUCUGGUGUUUUUCAAAAUGUGUUCCAUGAAAUGUUGGUGCUCUGCAUAGAAGCCCAACAAGCUAUACUGGGAAGAUUAUAACGGUGGACAAACAGGCCCAGCUAAUUACUCAUUUUGCUGUGUCAAUUUCCCAUAAAAUGUACAUUUAAUCAUUGUGAAGAACCAUUGUAUUUGGAUGAAAUAAAUCAUGUUACUAAAGUGUUAAGUUUUUAUUAGAAUAAAAUUAAUCAUUGAAUAUAAUAUUACUGAAUAUACCUAAUAAUAAUAGUGUAUGAAAAAUAAUCAGUGCCUGUUUAUUAUCUUUGGUGGGUUUUUUUAAACUUUUUUUUAAUAGUAAUUUCCAUUUUGAUUAUUAAAAUCAGGAAAUUUGAAAAUAUCAGCAAGGUGGCCCAGUAGAUAGAGUACUAGGCCUAGAAAUGAGAGGUUCUGAGUUCAAGUUUGACCUCAGACACUUCCUAGCUAUAUGACCCUAGGCAAGUCACUUAGCCCCAAUUGCCUAGCACUUUUACUGCUCAUCUGCCUUGGAACCAAUACUUAAUAUCAAUUCUAAGAUAGAACCAAAGGGUUAAAAAAAAACAAUAAGUAAAACUUAGCUCUGGACCUCACUGAAGAUUCCAGCUCUGUUACUAUAUAUCUGACUGUAGGCAAGUCAUGACAUCUCUGGGCCUUAUUCAGUUAUUAAAGAAGGGAUUAGCCUAGAUGCCUUCUGAAGUCUAUGUUCUUAUGAACUCUGAUGAUGAAGCAUACCACCACAAAACCAGUAGGAGCACCACAUUCCAAACAGAAGAAAUACAAGGGGAAUCCCACUUUACUUUUACCUGUGCUAAACCUUGGAGUGCCACUUCCCUGGUACUCAGUUUCUUCAUCUCUAAAGUGAGGAAAUUGGACCAGAUACCCUUUCAACUCUUCAUGUAUGAUUCCAUAAUUGCUUUCUCCAAAGUAGUUUUAUUUUGAAUUCCUUUGAUUCUGCAAAAUUAUAAAGGAAUUUAUGAAAUAAAACUCAAAAUUUAUAGGUGAAAAUAUUGUGAAAUAAUUCCAGAUUGCAGGAAAAUAAAGAUUGUGAAGUAUUUUAUAAGAUGAAGUGUUGCAUUUAAUGUCCUAAUUGUAAAACACUGUAGCAAACCAUUUCAUCUUUCUCUCUCAACAAGUUAUAUUAUAUUUACAAUAAAAUUAGUUUGACUAUGGUUCUUGUUUAAAUUAGCUUUGGGUUAUUUGGUCUCAUACAGGGCACAACCUCGUCUGUCUUCAUGCUUUAACAAAGGCUAUCUUCAAUGGUUGGAAUGUAUUCUCCUUACCUUCACCUCAUGAAAUACCUUGUUUCCUUCCAGGUUCUGAAGCACCACCUUAUAUAUCUACCACUUUCCCUUCCCUAGCUGGUCUUGGCUUCUCCCCCAAACUGCCUUGUUUUUAUUUGAAUGUCUUGUAUUUAUUUGUAUACAUGCACUCAUCCUCCAUUAGUGUUUUGUCUUUGUAUCUCCAAUACCAAACAAAGUGCACAUUGUAUUUAAUAAAUACGUGUUUAUUGAGAGA